This is a messenger RNA of Thecamonas trahens ATCC 50062, 1584 nucleotides long. RefSeq lists its product as uncharacterized. The transcript is spliced from 2 exons. Gene Ontology annotation, cellular component: membrane. NCBI's taxonomy places the organism in Eukaryota, Apusomonadida, Apusomonadidae. The record is from RefSeq and is a predicted model, not a curated record. Gene Ontology annotation, biological process: ammonium homeostasis; ammonium transmembrane transport. Gene Ontology annotation, molecular function: ammonium channel activity. The coding region runs from base 19 to 1584 and encodes 521 amino acids.
GUCGGGACGGAGAGAGUGAUGCAGAGCCCGGCAAGUGAGGAAGGGGCAGGCAAGGGCAGAAUGAGUGGGCGACGUGUGGGCAGUGUCAUCCUCGUGGCCCUCCUCGUCUUCUACACCCUAGCCUUUGCCACAGGUACCGAGGUCAGGGCUGAGGCCGCCACCAGUCUCCUGGCCAUUGUCCCGCCAUUGGCUACGCUGUCGACUCUGGUCGUGCCGGCUCUGGCCCUGAUGGCGUUGCUGCCGCUGGCCAUUUUGGUGACCGGCGCGCGCGCGGCGCUCGAUACCAAGUCCGGCGGCGCGUUGGUGGUGUCAGUGACGACGCUCGCCGGCGCACUCCGGCUGACCAUGGCCGGACUGCUCGGCUAUGCCGGUCUUGCUGGCAAGGUCACUCUUGUCGGCGCGCUUGUCUUCCUUGCGCUGUACCAGCUGUUUGCGGGCGUGGCCAUGCUGCUGAGCGUGGAUCUUCUCGACGCCGUCGAUCCAGUCGGCGGCUUGGGCGAGCUGCUGGUUGCCGGCGUCUUUGGCCUCUCGGCGAGUGCUCUCUGCACUCACCCGCGGUAUGCUACGCCAGGCUACCGCCAUCCGUCAGACGCGGCAUCGGUCGGAUCGCUCCGCGACAUGAUGGUUGGUGCGCUGUGGCUCGUCGCCCUUCUCCCGCUCGUCUUUGCCUCGGCCGUGUCGGCCUCACUUGACGCUGCCACCCGCACCGCCAUCCACACGCUUCUGGCCUCGCUCGGCGGUGGCCUCGGUGCCGUCAUCAUCGAGCUGUGGAUGCUUCCCAAGCUCACGAUUCCGGGCGUUGCCAACGGGCUACUCGCUGGUGCCGUCACCAUUGCUCCGCUCGCCGGCUACAAGCUCAACGUCGGCCUGGCGCUCAUCGCCGGCGCCGUCGGCUCUGCUGUCGGCGCCCUCGCCCAGGCUGGCGUCGACGCCCGCUCGCCGGUCUGGCUCAUGUGGCACGACCGCUCCCAAUUGGUGGCCACCCUCGCAGUGCCAGGCGCCGUGGGUGCGCUCUGGUCCAUCGGCGUCACCUGGGCCUCGCGCUCGUCGGCCUACACGCCCGCCGACGCCGCAGCCCUCUUUCCGCACAACUCGUGGCAGCCGCUGUACCAGGCCAUGGCCCUCGGCAUCGCCCUCACUGCUGGCCUGCUCGGCGGAACCCUGGCAGGCUGGAUCCUCGCCGCCCUCCCGCGGCCAACCAAGUUUUUCCACGACUUGCCCAUGGUGAGCCUGCCCUCGACCGUGGUGACCACCCUUCGCCCAGACGUCCUGCCCGAGGUCGUCGCUUCAGCGCCGGCUCCGGCCAACCCGCACGACACGUCGACCGCCGCGAGCGCCGUGCCCGAGGAGAUGCCGUCAGAGUCGGCAGCACGCAAGGCGUUUGGCCAUCCGAGCUCCCGCCGCGGCGUUGCGCCGGCGUCUGAUGCCAGCCCCUCUCGCCGCGCCAGCCAGCCCAAGCCGAUGCGCCCCAUCACCCCGCCGCGGCCGAGCCGCCCGGUCCCGCUGCGGGACAUGGCGGCGUCCGAGCCAGCCGUCCCACUCCACUCGGCCCAUCAUGACGUCCGCGAACGCAGCAUGCAGUAG